CCGGCGCGGCGGGCGCGGCCCCGGGCAGUGGCGCGCGGCGGCGGGCGGGGCCGGUCACCGGUAACAUGGCGGAGAGCGACUGGGACACGGUCACGGUGCUGCGCAAGAAGGGCCCCAGCGCGGCCCAAGCCAAGUCCAAGCAGGCGAUCCUGGCAGCCCAGCGGCGCGGAGAGGAUGUGGAGACCUCCAAGAAGUGGGCAGCAGGCCAGAACAAACAACACUUUAUUACAAAGAACACGGCCAAGCUCGACCGAGAGACUGAAGAGCUGCACCAUGACAGAGUUCCCCUGGAGGUGGGCAAAGUGAUCCAGCAGGGCCGGCAGAGCAAGGGCAUGACACAGAAGGACUUGGCCACGAAAAUCAAUGAAAAACCACAAGUUAUUGCUGACUACGAAUCUGGAAGAGCAAUCCCCAACAACCAGGUUAUGGGCAAGAUUGAAAGAGCCAUUGGCCUUAAACUGCGUGGGAAGGAUAUUGGAAAACCGCUGGAAACCGGCCCCAAAGGGAAAUGACAACAAAGCCUCGAAAUCAGUUUCUUCAGACUGAUCCCACCUGGCUGGUUCUCCUCGUCCACCAGGAUCUCUCUGCAUUGCCAAGCUGAACAAGAGGGUUACAGACUUGCUUUGGGGGGGAAAUCUGCCGAAUCUGUUCCUGCUGUAAAAAGACAACCUUAAAGAAGCGA
Messenger RNA from Apus apus (common swift), 682 nucleotides. It is a transcript of the gene EDF1, whose product is annotated as endothelial differentiation related factor 1. The record is from RefSeq and is a predicted model, not a curated record. Gene Ontology annotation, molecular function: DNA binding. The transcript has 5 exons. Lineage: Eukaryota; Metazoa; Chordata; Aves; Apodiformes; Apodidae. The coding region runs from base 66 to 512 and encodes 148 amino acids. Gene Ontology annotation, cellular component: nucleus.